Messenger RNA from Vigna umbellata (rice bean), 1481 nucleotides. NCBI's taxonomy places the organism in Eukaryota, Viridiplantae, Streptophyta, Magnoliopsida, Fabales, Fabaceae. The record is from RefSeq and is a predicted model, not a curated record.
AAAAGUCUGAAAAUGUACUUGCAGAACUGCAUAUUACUGUUCAGCAGAAUCUUCCAAACCCAACUUGUAAAAGAAAUAAACAUAUAAACACGCUUUCUUCAUUGCUCGGCGUUCUAAACCAAUCCCUAAAUUGAGAAAUCAUCGUCCCGAGUCUCGCAAUCUCCGCCAUUGGGUUCCGUGUUUUUGUCUGUAGUUUUAGUCUGAUCCACCUCUCUGUCAUCACAAGACUCUCUCCCCUGUCUGCGUUUGUAUGUAUUCCCCCCCCUUUUACUGGAUAUUGUGAGAUUGUGGUUCAGUUAAAGGCAGGAAGGAUUCCUCCACUGAGAAGGAAAAAUGGAAUUGGGAACCUCAGAGUCAUCAUAUCCAGGUUCAGGGAACUGGGAGAUCCCAAUUGAUCUGUUCGGUUCCAAAAAGCAUGCCGGAGUCCCUCGUGGUGUUCUAGCAUUUGCAGAUGAGUCUGAUAACGUAGUCUUCAGGGUGAACCGCCACCCACCCAAUCCUAACUCAUCGCCCCUUCCCAAGGACAAGAAAGUAUUGCUGGAUGCCUCAGGCCAUACCCUCUUCUCCAUCUACAGCUAUCAUAAUGGGUCUUGGAAGUGCUAUAAGGGAGACAGUGAUGGGAAUAGGGAGCUGGUGUUUAGAGUGCAGAGGACCCUCAAAACAUUUACUAGAGUUGAGUUAGAGGUACUUUUUGAGAGUGGAAGAUCCAAUGAUGAAGUUUGUGAUUGGAAAGUGAAGGGUUCACCUUUUCAGAGAUCAUGCUGCAUCUAUAAAGAUGCUGACUUGGUUGCACAGAGUAGCCUGAUGUACAAGCUCCACCAAAUAUUUGUCAGUAGGGGAAAAUUUCGUCUAACAAUCUUUCCGGGGACUAUUGAUCAUGCUCUAAUCGUGGCUAUGUUUGUAAUAUUUUUAAGUGGAAGAAAGUAGUGUCAUUGACCCAAAUGAAACUGCAAGGAGAAAAAAUGGUUUUGAUUAAUGUGUCUUUGAUGAUCUUUCUGUCUCACUCAUACACAUUUAUUUUUCUCAUAACAUCGGUUCAUCCAUUGACUAAUAAGGGGAACAAAUGGGAUAUUGUUCUUUAUAGGAAGCAAUGUUUUAUUUAAACCGUGCUAGAUCCUAUCCCCAGAAACAUUUUCAUUGUUAUUGAACUGGGCAACUCAUGAAUGAUUUGUCAUUUAUCCCUAUUGGAUAAUACUUUUAUUUCACCUAUCUUCAUUCUCACCAUUCAUUUGGAACGUAGCCAGUAUGUAUGAAAAUAUAGAUAUAGAUUUGGAGGAAGCAUCCACAUUUAGAAUACAGAUCCAACCAGAGAGAACCAGAGACUGGUCAAACAAAAUAUCUGUACUGAAAUUUGAUUCAGCAAUCAAUGUAUUUAUUUAGUGAAAUUGGACACAUUUGGAUCGACUAUUAUGCUAGUAUCGUUCUGUUGUAUUUGACCUGUGUUUUUGUUCUCAAAAGUCAAGUAAAUGUAGUCUUCGUAA